This is a messenger RNA of Myodes glareolus (Bank vole), 3957 nucleotides long. RefSeq names its product leucine rich repeat containing 40 (gene Lrrc40). Gene Ontology annotation, molecular function: protein binding. Gene Ontology annotation, cellular component: cytoplasm. The record is from RefSeq and is a predicted model, not a curated record. Lineage: Eukaryota; Metazoa; Chordata; Mammalia; Rodentia; Cricetidae.
GGCGCGGUGAUCUGACGUCACGGCCGCGCCCGGGGCUGCCCGACCGAGGGUUUGAAUAUGUCGCGCCAGCUGAGAACCUCAAGGUUUGACCCUCGUGCGGGAUUUCACGCGGAGGGCAAGGACAGCCGUCCCUCAGUUCCCCAGGGCCUCCUGAAGGCGGCGAGGAGCAGCGGGCAGCUCAACUUGGCGGGAAGGAACCUCGGGGAAGUCCCUCAGUGUGUUUGGAGAAUAAAUGUGGACAUCCCUGAGGAGGCCAAUCAGAAUCUUUCAUUCAGCUCUACUGAACGAUGGUGGGAGCAGACAGAUCUGACCAAACUCAUCAUCUCCAGCAAUAAACUUCAGUCCCUCUCUGACGACCUCCGACUCUUGCCUGCCCUUACUGUUCUUGAUAUACAUGACAAUCAGCUGACAUCGCUUCCUUCAGCUAUCAGAGAGCUAGACAAUCUUCAGAAACUUAACGUCAGCCAUAACAAACUGAAAAUGCUUCCCGAAGAAAUUAUAAGUUUAAAAAACCUGAAGGCGCUGCACCUCCAACACAAUGAGCUGACGUGCCUACCUGAAGGCUUUGAGCAACUUUCCAGCUUAGAAGAUUUAGAUCUUUCAAGCAAUCGUCUUGCAGCUGUGCCUGCUGGUUUUGCUUUGCUGUCCAGUCUGCUGAGGCUCAAUCUUUCCAGUAACCAGCUGAAAAGUUUGCCGGCAGAAAUAAGCAGGAUGAAAAGAUUGAAGCAUUUGGAUUGUGACUCCAAUCUCCUGGAGACUGUGCCCCCUGAUGUGGGCAGCAUGGAAUCACUGGAAUUGCUUUAUUUGCGGAGGAAUAAAUUACGUGUUCUACCUGAAUUUCCUUCUUCUAGACAACUAAAGGAAUUGCAUCUCGGUGAAAACCAGAUCGAAAUGUUAGGUGCAGAGCAUCUUCAGCACUUGCAGGCCAUCCUGGUGCUGGACCUAAGGGGCAACAAACUGCGGUCUAUUCCUGAGGAAAUGUGCCUGCUGCAGUCUUUGGAAAGGCUCGACUUGAGCAACAACGACAUCAGUAGUCUGCCCUGCUCAUUGGGAAACCUUCAUUUGAAAUUCCUGGCACUAGAAGGAAAUCCUCUAAGAACCAUUCGAAGAGAAAUUAUAGCUAAAGGAACUCAAGAAGUCCUAAAAUAUCUGCGGAGCAAGAUCAAAGAUGAUGAUGGGACCAGUCAAAAUGAUUCUGUUCCUGAGACUGCCAUGACGCUACCAAGUGAAUCCAGAGUCAAUGUCCAUGCCAUAGUCACACUAAAGCUGCUAGACUACAGUGAUAAGCAAGCAACCUUGAUUCCUGAUGACAUAUUUGAUGCCACAAAAAGCAACAUCAUCACUUCCGUCAACUUCAGUAAGAACCAACUGUGUGAGAUCCCCAAAAGGAAUAAUUUUUUAAGUUCUUUGCCUGAAGAGAUGUCAUCACUGACAAAACUGCAAACGAUCAAUCUUUCGUUUAACAGGUUCACAGUGCUGCCUCCAGUUCUGUACCACAUCCCCACAUUAGAAGCAGUUCUGAUCAGCAACAAUCAGGUUGGCUUUGUGGACCCUCAGAAGAUGAAGCUGAUGGAAAAGCUGAGCACUCUGGACCUUCAAAACAACGACCUCCUGCAGAUUCCGCCCGAGCUCGGGAACUGUGUGCAGCUACGAACACUACUGCUAGAUGGAAAUCCCUUCCGAGUUCCUCGAGCAGCCAUAUUGAUGAAAGGCACAGCUGCUGUGCUGGAGUAUUUGAGAGACCGAAUCCCUGCCUGAGUCAGUGGCAUCUCACCCUGGUGCUCAUUCUGAAUAGGAAGGGCCAGCCUCCAGUGCUGCCGUAUUCCAAGUGUCGCUGUGUUCACUCCACUAAGUGUGUCGUUUGUGAAGUACUGUGAGCGUUUAUAAUGGUGUUGGCUGCAACACAUCUUAAAUGUUUUGUCAACUCAUUCGUUAUGACAUUGCAAAAACUUUUUAUUUUAUGAGAUUUAAUAUUUCAUAAUGAUAAGGCAACCAUCUUUUUAGAUCGGGGUUCCUCCUGGUUUCUUUUUAUUUUCCAUAUAAUGUGAACUGAACAAGACUGUAUUAGCUGUAAGUGAGCAAAUUUUACUAAGUAUUAUUCUUUGUUAUUUAAAAGAAAAUCAGGCUUUUUAUUGCCCAGGAAUUUAAGCUUUCUGUGUGGUCAAUGCAUUUUAUAUUUAGGGUUUUUGGUGUUUUUAUUUUUUUAACUUCAUAUAUGUGUAUGGGUGUCCUUUAUUCCAACCUGGUACGUCUUAUUCUAGCACCAUGAUUCUGAAAUCUGCUUACAGCCUGAUUAAAGCUAAACUGGCAGUUUUACAGUAAUUUUCUAAAAGGGAAUUAGUUAUAAGCAAGCUUGAUUUAAUAAAAACCAAAUAUAAACAUUGUUGUUUACACUGAAAUUAUCAAAAGCAGGUUAUGAGCCAUCCAGGCUCACCAUAUGAUUGUGUCAAGAAGCCAGUUGAGUAGUAGCGUGUGUCAGCGGGCGGAGGACGGAGGUAGAGAACUUGCAGGUGAUUGAGGCUGUUGAUGUUAGGAAAAGUCAGUGCUAACAAAGAUACAUGCUUCAUGUCCAUAAUAAAGUUACAUUUUUAGAUAUUAGUACAGUGUUUUUGUUAAAGAGAAACACGCCUCUCCAUGUCACAGCUCCUUAUCUCACAGUCUGCUCCAUAGUGAACCAGACACACGUAAUAAGGUGAUGUUUUAUUAUUUAUACAGUAAAGAGACUUUUAUGUUAUUCAAAACACUUUUUUAAAUACUGAAAAAUUUGAGUACAACAGAACCUGAAAAUGGCUCUGCUGUACACCAUACAGCAGUUCUCUGUACAGAGCGCAUCUGCAGAUGCUUCCAGACUACCCUCCCUACCCUUAACCCGUGCUAGAGUGUAAGACAGCUGGAGAGCACAGACCACACUGCAGAGGUGAAAUACAGGUUAGUGGGACUUUGCACAUAAAAUUAAACAGCUUUCAAGGUUGUUAUGGUCUCAUAUGGCAAAAAACCAUGAAGUACAUUCACAAUCUAUGUUAAUAAAUUAGUGUUUCUUCAUUCAGUUUUAUUUACAUCAAUAUGUAGUUCAACUAAAAAGUACUGUUAAUCAUGGUACAUUGUUUUUUAACACAUACAAAAAUGACAACUUUUAUAUAUAAUUUUAAGCUCAAAAUCACAAUUAUCUCAAAAUAUUAAUUACAAUACAGCCAUUUCAAUUAAACAUAUCAUGGUUUGAUUUUUUAUAUAAAAUGGUAAACUUUAUUAUUAAAGUAAGCAAUUUGUUUUGAAUUGGCUAGAGUACACCCAAGUAGAAAAUCUAAAUGUGAUGUGUGAGGUGUUUACUGCCCCUCCCACCCAGUUUGUAUAGAGCCACCUAGGCUAGCAAAGAGACGGAAAAGGCCCCAGUUUAUAAAUAUUGAGCCUCAUUUGCUAAACUGCCUUGGCUUCUUGGUUCUUUGUAAAAGCUCUACAAAGGGAGUGUCCAUAGACUGCAAUGAAAUGCAUGCAAUUAUAUACAGCGUGUAGAAUGCCAGUUCACUGACACACAUUGAAAUGUCCACAUAGACGGCAAAGGAUGGACGGAAGGAGCACUUCACCUGCCACGUGAGUGUUGUCAGCUGGAGCAGAGUUUUAGGAAUGAGGUCCCAGUUUUAAGCUCUGACGGGAGGAGCCCUGGUUACUGUGGAUGUGUGAUCUGGGCGCCGCACUUAUCUAGUGAAACCAGAUCCCAUCAGAGUAUUGGUCUAGAGACCUGAAGCUGUGCCACCACUUAGGAAUCUCUCUUAUACCUUAUGAGAGUGAAAUAUUUAACUGACUUAUAUGACCUCAGGAAUUUGUCUGUGUGCUUGACACAUAAAACAUUAGAACUAACAGAAUAAAGAAAUAGAUUUACCUCCCACAAAUUACUGAGAGCAAAAGUCAUUGAUCAAAUAAUUUUGAAAAUGAAAAAUAAAUGUGAUGAAUAUUUAAAAA